AUGGCCCCACCGAAAUUCGGCGAUCUCAACAAACAAGUUUCCGAUAUUUUCAACAAAGGAUACUUUUUUAAUGUCUUCAAGCUCGACGUCAAAACUCGUACUGCGAAUGGAGUUAAUUUCAACGUUAUCGGCGAACAUAACACGGAAACAGCACGAACAUUCGGUAGUCUUGAAACGAAAUAUGUCGUUCCAGAAUAUGGCCUGACAUUCUUGGAAAAAUGGAACACCGAUAAUUUGCUUAAAUGUGAAAUUACCGCUGAUAACCAAUUAGCACAAGGUUUCAAAGUUGUAUUUGAUGCAUCACUUGUUCCAAAUACAGGGAAAAAAACUGCUGAACUUCGUACCGCUUACACGCAUGACAAAGCUCAUGUUGAAACCAAUGUUGCAUUCGACGCCGCUGGACCUAUUCUUAACGGUGCCGUUGUUUUGGGUCACCAAGGCUGGUUAGCUGGUUAUCAAUAUGUGUUCAACACCGCCCGAUCGAUGUUAACAAAAAAUAAUUUCGCAGUCGGCUUCAGAGCUAAAGAUUUCACCCUUUACGCCAAUAUGAAUGAUGCUAAUGAAGUGGGUGGUAGUGUUUACCAACGUAUCAACGAUCGACUUGAAACUGGUGUUCAAUUAGCUUGGACAGCUGGUUCCAAUCAAACACGGUUUGCACUUGCAUCAAAGUAUCAACUUGAUGGUCAAACCGUAGUUGGAGCAAAAGUAAAUAAUAUCUGUCAAGUUGGACUUUCAUUCCAACAACUGUUAAGACCUGGUGUUAAAUUGACUUUGUCAGCAUUAUUUGAAGCAAAAAAUUUGAAUGCUGGUGGACACAAAGUCGGCCUGGGACUUGAACUUGACAGCUAA
Messenger RNA from Adineta ricciae, 849 nucleotides. Lineage: Eukaryota; Metazoa; Rotifera; Eurotatoria; Adinetida; Adinetidae. The record is from the annotation of a GenBank genome assembly.